Messenger RNA from Salmo salar (Atlantic salmon), 3245 nucleotides. RefSeq names its product atlastin-1. Gene Ontology annotation, molecular function: GTPase activity; GTP binding. The record is from RefSeq and is a predicted model, not a curated record. Lineage: Eukaryota; Metazoa; Chordata; Actinopteri; Salmoniformes; Salmonidae.
CACCCAACUCCCGUGGGCUUCAGCGUCCUCUCUUCUAUGAGCAUCCUCCUCGGUGUCGGUUUGUUAGAGGUCCUCCAGUUAACUCCCGUGUCUACAUGACAGCCGCGUCGGUUCUCACGUACCGUCAAACAGAAAGGAACAACACCAUGGCGAGAAACCGUAAAGACCGAGACAGCUGGGGGUCCUUCACAGACAAAGCCACCUACGACUGGAGCUCAGAGGAGGAGGAGCCUGAUGGAAGGGCGCGGCCCAUCCAGGUGCUUGUUGUCAAGGAAGACCACACCUUUGAGUUGGACGAGGCGGCGCUGAGCCGGAUCCUAUUGGCCGAAGAGGUCCACAACAGGGAAGUGGUGGCCAUAUCUGUGGCCGGGGCGUUCCGCAAGGGCAAGUCCUUCCUCAUGGACUUCAUGCUGCGUUACAUGUACAGCCAGGCGUCUGAGGAGUGGCUGGGGGAGGCAGAGGAGCCUCUGACAGGGUUCUCCUGGAGAGGUGGAUCUGAGAGGGAGACCACAGGGAUUCAGAUCUGGAGCGAAGUCUUCCUGGUGGACAAGCCAGAUGGACGCAAGGUGGCAGUUCUACUGAUGGAUACCCAGGGAACGUUUGACAGCCAGUCAACGUUGAGGGAUUCAGCCACUGUGUUCGCACUAAGCACUAUGAUCAGCUCCAUGCAGGUGUACAACAUCUCCCAGAACGUGCAGGAGGAUGAUCUUCAACACUUACAGCUCUUCACUGAAUAUGGCAGACUCGCUAUGGAGGAAACUUUCCUUAAACCAUUCCAGUCCAUGAUAUUCCUGGUCCGGGAUUGGAGUUUUCCCUACGAGUUUGGCUACGGGCAGGAAGGAGGCAUGAAGUUCCUGGAGAAAAGACUCAAGAUCUCUGAGAACCAACAUGAGGAGCUGCAGAACGUUCGUAAACACAUCCACUCCUGCUUCACCAACAUCUCCUGCUUCCUGAUGCCUCACCCCGGACUCAAAGUGGCCACCAACCCGAACUUCGACGGCAGACUCAAAGAGAUCGACCGUGAGUUCAUCAACAACCUGCAGAUCCUGGUCCCGUGGCUGCUGAGUCCCAAGAACCUGGAUGUCAAGGAGAUCAACGGCAGCAACAUCACCUGCAGAGGCCUGCUGGAGUACUUCAAGGCAUACAUCAAAAUCUACCAGGGGGAGGAGCUGCCACACCCGAAAUCCAUGCUGCAGGCCACAGCAGAGGCCAACAACCUGGCAGCAGUGGCAGCAGCCAGGGACCUGUACAACAAGAAGAUGGAGCAGGUGUGUGGUGGGGACCGGCCCUUCCUGGCCCCAGCAGAGCUCCAGGCCAGACACAGUGACAUCAGAGAGGAAGCCCUCCAGGUGUUCCGUGGGGUCAAGAAAAUGGGAGGGGAGGAGUUCAGUCGACGCUACCUGCUACAGCUGGAGGGAGAGGUGGACGAGGUGUUCAACCAAUACAUCAAGCACAACGACUCCAAGAACAUCUUCCACGCCGCCCGCACCCCGGCCACGCUGUUCGUGGUCAUCUUCAUCAUGUACGUGGCGGCGGGGAUCACGGGCUUCGUGGGGGUUGACAUCAUCGCCAGCGUGUGUAAUAUGAUUCUGGGCCUGGCGCUGAUCACCCUGUGUACCUGGGCCUAUAUCCGUUACUCCGGAGAGUACCGAGAGCUGGGCCAGGUCAUCGACCAGGUGGCUGGAGCACUCUGGGACCAGGGAAGCACAAAUGAGGCACUGUAUAAGCUGUAUAACGCUGCAGCCAAUCACGGGCACCUGUACCACCACGCAUUCUCUGGUCCCCAGGCCUCCGAAGAGGGGGGGGAGGCCCCCGAGAAGCCCACCAGGAAGAGGAACUGACUGGGUGAUCUGAUUGGCUAGAGCACAGCAGGGACUGCUGGGUACCUCUUAAGUAGCAUGAUGGACAGAGAGGAGGGGAAGCAGGGGGAAGCAUCCUCAUCCACAGGGCACUCUUUUACUAUGGUAUUGGCUGGAACAGUCCAGCGACGCGUUCACUAUUUUAAAUCCAAAUGUGGACAAUGUAAUGUCCCAGAGGCAGUGGCACAAUCUCCCUUUGAACUGGGGGUGCUUCCCUAUCAACAAUGGGGAUUUUCACUUAUCAUUGUCCAUCAUUUGGAGAACAUGGGUGCAGUAGAGAAUUUAUAGUUUACGGCAGAUUUAAUUGGUCUUACGUCAGAUAGCGUGACGAACCACUGUCUGCAACUGGUAGUUUGGCAACGUGUUCCCCUUUAGAAAAACGAAGCCAUCUGUCUGAAGACAAUGCUGCUGAUUUUCACAAAUAGGAGUUUACCUGAUUAUGCCAUUUGAGGAGAGGUUGACCUGUAACUGACUGGUGGUCCAUGUAUAUUGAUGGUCAUGUUUGAUCAAGUUUAGUGAUUUUUAUCUAAGAAACGUAUACGAUGGAUGCAUCCCAAAUGACACCCUAAUAAAAAGGGAAUAGGGUCCCUUUUGGUCGCAGACGCCAUCUUUGCUUAAAAUAUACAUUUUCAUCAGCAUGGUAAAAUCGUUAGGUCUACCAUUUUAGGCUCUCCACUCUUAUCUUGAGUCUGGUAUAUUUGUUAACAUGUUUAGGGCUUGUACUUAUCCUGGCACUUUAAAAGGAAAACUCCACCCAAAGACUAUCUUUUGGUAUUUGUUUCAUUGUUGACAUAAUCCUAAAAAUGUUUUGCUUAUCAGCGAUCACGUUUUACAGAUAACUUUCAAAAUGCAGAAAUCAUCCCUGUGUGAUGCAUUUUGUAUCAUAUGAUGAAAAAUACAUCAUACAGGGAUGAUUUCAUUAUACAGGAUGGUUUAGUUUGUUUCUUAGUUACUGAAUCUAUGGGUACUGUGUGCCAGUAUCGUGUAUCUACAGUUUCAUGCAGCAUUGUCUUCCUUCGUAUGUGGCUGCCACUAGUUUACAUGACGUCAGAGCGUCAUACUGUGCACACAGAAUUAAAAUAAAAUAUAUCUUAUUGUAUCUCAAAAUGGUCACAAAUUUAGACUGGAAAAUAAUUCACUGGCGGAGACAUGAUAGUUGUAAUUCAAGUAGUGGAAAUACUCCCCAACACUGAGUUAGUUAUGGGAUAGGUCAGUAGACAUGAACCAGAGUGUAAUUUGUGAUGAGAUCAAACAGCCUUCAACUAAUAGCACAGGGCUGGGUAGAGGUAAAGAGUUCAAAGUUCACUCUAUUAUAUGUAUCUAUCACUUCAUAUUGGUCUGCUUCCUGCUCAGUUUUGUUAAAUAAAUGAACUUCAAAAACAGAAA